Lactuca saligna is the source of this 363-nucleotide messenger RNA. NCBI's taxonomy places the organism in Eukaryota, Viridiplantae, Streptophyta, Magnoliopsida, Asterales, Asteraceae. The record is from the annotation of a GenBank genome assembly.
AUGGUAACGUUUAGACUGAUGAGGAUGGAUAGUGGGGAUGAUGAUCAGCUACCGCCUCUGGUGGAGCCACCACCGGUGGCUGUGGGGCAGAGCCAUUCAGCAAACCGGUCAAUCGAGACGCUGGUGGUGGUGCUGGCAGUGAUAACCAUCGUCGCCGUGAUUGCAGGAUUCAUAGCACGGCUAUGUGGAGGAAGGCAUUAUGGAGGGAAUGGAGGAGAUCAUGAAGUUGAAGGAUGUAUUGAGAGUAGAUGCAGAAGCUGUAUUGAUGCCGGCAUUUCAACUGCACCACCGCCGCCGGCAGCAGCAGCAGCAGCACCGCCAAAAGAGGAAUCAAACCCAGCAAAAGAAGAAGCAAAAAAGUGA